AUGAAGCAAGCCGAGAAACUCUAUCACGAUGUUAUGGUUGAUAGGAUUAUAACGCAAGAAAUGAUUGCAGAUUUACAAACAGACUCGUUUCAGGAUCUAGAGAAAUACAUGCAAUGUCUUGACAUUUCCAUCAUUCAGUUCCACACAGAGAAGAUGGCUGCCAUAAAUAGUAUUUUGGACGACUUGUGGCGGAAGGUUUACAAUGGAAGUGACAUACAGACAAUACGCAUCAAAUCUGAGUGCGUGACAUCUACAGAGAAACGCAAAGCAUACGACUAUAGAGUUGUGAUGAUAGUGAACGAUGGGGUAGAACUUGAUAUGAGGGAUCGAUGUAGCGCGGGACAAAAGAUGUUGGCGUGCAUACUGAUUCGUAUUGCUUUGGCUGAUGUUUUUGGUGGAAUGUGCUCGAUAAUUGCUCUCGAUGAGCCAACUACGAACCUAGACGCAAUAAAGAUGUUGGCCUGCAUACUGAUUCGUAUUGCUUUGGCUGAUGUUUUUGGUGGAAUGUGUUCGAUAAUUGCUCUCGAUGAGCCAACUACGAACCUAGACGCAAUAAAGGUACAUCACAUAGCUGCGAUGCUUAACAGUCUUGUUGCUGUGCGUAGAAGAGGCUAUUCUACGUCUGAUGGGCAAAAGAAGCCUUUUCAAAUGAUUAUAAUCACUCAUGAUGACCACCUUGUGGACAAGUUGAUGAUUGGAUCAAAGCCCGAGUUCAUCUAUGUGCUAGAGAAGGACUCUUAUGGGAUAUCGCAUGUGAAGCGACAAUUUUCGGACGGAGCAGAAUACGUUAUCAUUUUUAUAUCAACUUAUGCUACACAUCCAAAAACGAUCACUUUUAGACACUCAGAAGACGCAAACGGUCAUAUACAUGUUCGGCAUGGUCGGUAAUU
Strongylus vulgaris is the source of this 890-nucleotide messenger RNA. NCBI's taxonomy places the organism in Eukaryota, Metazoa, Nematoda, Chromadorea, Rhabditida, Strongylidae. The record is from the annotation of a GenBank genome assembly.